Messenger RNA from Dermacentor silvarum, 1154 nucleotides. Its product is annotated as glutathione S-transferase Mu 3. NCBI's taxonomy places the organism in Eukaryota, Metazoa, Arthropoda, Arachnida, Ixodida, Ixodidae. Gene Ontology annotation, biological process: glutathione metabolic process. Gene Ontology annotation, molecular function: glutathione transferase activity. Bases 294 to 1058 code for a protein of 254 amino acids. The transcript is spliced from 3 exons. The record is from RefSeq and is a predicted model, not a curated record.
CGAAAUCUAUAAGCGCCGGAUAAGCGGCUCUUCGCGCGGAAGCCGUACGACGGGCAACAACGAGAUCUGCGAAAUCGACAGUGGCCUCCUGUGUAGAGACGGCGAGCGACGGUUUGCUAAGGAGAGCGGCCCGGGGUGAGAAAGGCGUAUUGAAUGCUGCUCGAGUAAGCGACGGCCUCGAAGCAAAAAAUCUGAGCGGUUGUUCGGGCGUCGCGACUGUGAACGGACAGAAAACUUCGUUCGAGUGACAAGGAACGACAGCGGGAAGACCAGAAGCGAAUAAGUCGAUCGUCAUGCCAGCCAGCAGCAAGGACCAGAAGACCGGCAAGCCCGGGAAGGUGACCCUGGGCUACUGGGCCAACAUCCGGGGCAUCGUCGAGCCCAUCCGAUACAUGCUGGAGUACGCCGGAGUGCCGUACGAGUACAAGACGUACCCGUGGCUGGACAAGCCCACUGCGCAGGAGAGCAAGGCCGUGUGGCUGGAGGAGAAGGCGGCGCUGGCCGAGAGGGGUUUGGCCUUUCCCAACCUGCCGUACCUGGUCGACGGAGAGGAGACCAAGAUCGUCCAGAGUCUGGCCAUCAUGCGCUACCUGGCUCGCAAGCACGGGCUCGCCGUGCCGGACUCGAAGCCCGCCGAGGCCGCCCGUGUCGACAUGCUCGAAGCGCAGAUCAACGAGCUCAGGUGGUACCUGAUCUACUACUGCUGGGAGGACUACUUCGCGUCCCGGAAAGGGAAUUUCGCCGAGGCCCUGCCCGGGCAUCUGGAGCUGCUGUCGCGAAGCCUCGGCGACCGCACGUGGCUUGCUGGGGAUCAGAUCACCCACGUGGACUUCAUGCUGUACGAGCUGCUCGAUCAGUUCUCGCUCUUCAAGCCGGGCUGCCUGGACGAGCACGCCAACCUGACGGCGUACGUGGACCGAUUCCGCCAGCUGAAGCCCAUCAAGGCGUACCUGUCCUCAGACAGGUUCCAGCCUUGGCCCGUGUUCCUGCCGUUGGCCAAGCGCUGGGGAAGUGGCAAGCCUCCGGCGAACCUCGUCGGCAAGCAAGCAAAAGCUUAAAGAAAGCUUUUCUCCCGCUCUUCCUUAUGAAUGAAGAUUGUGGUCGCGUGUUUAGAAAUUUCACAAUAAAAUGUUCUUCGCUUGUCUGUAAUUCUC